Lolium rigidum is the source of this 2069-nucleotide messenger RNA. Its product is annotated as amino-acid permease BAT1 homolog. Gene Ontology annotation, molecular function: transmembrane transporter activity. Bases 340 to 1941 code for a protein of 533 amino acids. The record is from RefSeq and is a predicted model, not a curated record. Gene Ontology annotation, biological process: amino acid transport; transmembrane transport. Lineage: Eukaryota; Viridiplantae; Streptophyta; Magnoliopsida; Poales; Poaceae. The transcript has 5 exons. Gene Ontology annotation, cellular component: membrane.
UCUAGUGUGGUGCAGUGUUACAAUUUUUGCCUCCCUCGUGCUCCGCCGAUAGAGGAUUCUUAAAGCAGGGAAUCUGUACUACUCCUACUAAUCUAUUCCAAAAUCAAUGCGAAACAGGCAGGUAGUGCCCCAUUAUUCUAUGCAUGUCACAUUCGCUUUGUUUCCUCUUCUUCCCCAAUUUUUCAUGGUUCACGACAGCAGAUGGAGGUGUAUUCCGUGAAAAACUGCAUUUUUCUACUACUCCCGUUUUGAUCGGCGUCGGCGCGCGCGGAUCAAAGAGAGGUCUUUAGAAAUCUCGGAAGGGUGCCGGCGGGCCUGAAGUGCCUUCGGUCCUUCACCAUGGCCGGUGGAGAUGCGGUCGACUCCGGCGAGAAGCGCCUCAACGAGCUCGGAUACAAGCAGGAGCUCCGGAGGGAGAUGACACUGUUCAAGGUGCUGGCUAUCUCCUUCUCGACGAUGACACUCUUCACGGGGAUCACGCCGCUGUACGGGAGCAGCCUGCAGUAUGCUGGGCCAGCCUCCCUCGUGUGGGGUUGGGUCGUCGUCUGCUUCUUCACCUGGUUCGUUGGCAUGGCCAUAGCCGAGAUCUGCUCUUCCUUCCCUACCACGGGUUCCCUCUAUUUCUGGGCUGCUCAUCUGGCCGGCCCGGUCUGGGGUCCGUUGGCAUCUUGGUGCUGCGCUUGGCUGGAGGCCAUAGGCCUCAUUGCCGCAAUCGGCUCACAGGCAUACGCAGGAUCCCAGGUGCUGCAGAGUAUAAUUCUGCUGUGCACUGGCACGAACAAAGGUGGUGGCUAUCUGGCCCCUCGCUGGCUGUUCCUCGUCAUGUACCUUUCGUUAAUCUUCAUAUGGGCCGUGCUCAACACCUUCGCCUUGGAAGUCAUCGCGUUCCUCGACGUGAUAUCCAUGUGGUGGCAGGUGAUCGGUGGCACUGUCAUAGUGAUUAUGCUCCCCCUGGUAGCGAAAACCACGCAGCCGGCCUCGUAUGUGUUCAUGCAUUUCGAGACCGCGCCGGAGGUUACCGGGAUCAGCAGCAGCGGGUACGCGGUCAUCAUGUCCUUCCUGGUGAGCCAGUACUCCCUGUACGGGUACGACGCGGCGGCACUCCUGACGGAGGAGACCAAGGGUGCCGACAAGAACGGCCCCAUCGCCAUCCUCUCCAGCAUCGGCAUCAUCGGUGUCUUCGGCUGGGCCUACAUUCUCGCCCUCACAUUCAGCAUCCAGGACUUCAGUUACCUCUACGACCCGACCAACGAGACUGCCGGCACCUUCGUGCCGGCGCAGAUCCUCUACGACGCGUUCCACGGGAGGUACAACAGCUCUGCGGGCGCCAUUGUGCUGCUCUUUGUCAUCUGGGCAUCCUUCUUCUUCGGCGGCCUCUCCAUCACCACGGGUGCUGCCCGGGUGGUCUACGCGCUGUCGCGUGACGGCGGUGUCCCGAUCUCCUCUGUGUGGCGCAAGAUCCACCCCACACGCAAGGUGCCCGUGAACGCGGUGUGGUUCUGCGCCGCCGUGUGCGCGCUGCUGGGCCUGCCCAUCCUCUGGCUCGAUGUGGUGUUCACGGCCAUCAUCUCUGUGGCUACCAUCGGGUGGGUUGGAAGCUAUGCGGUGCCCAUCUUCGCCCGGAUGGUGAUUCGGGAGGAGGACUUCCGCCCUGGGCCGUUCUACCUCCGGGGAGCCAGCAAGCCCGUCUGUCUGGUGGCGUUCCUGUGGAUCUGCUACACGUGCUCCGUCUUCCUGCUCCCUACCUCGUACCCCGUCAAGAUGGACACCUUGAACUACGCGCCCAUCACGCUCGGCGUCGUCCUGGGGCUGAUCAUGCUGUGGUGGGUUGUCGACGCAAGGAAGUGGUUUAAGGGACCAGUCAGGAACAUCGACGAGCAGGUCGAUCGCUACGGCGAUGGUAAUGCACUACAGCAAACUCCAUUGUUAUUGAGGGCCUGACUUUGAGAAUUUCUACCAAGAGUGCCCCUUAACUCUGUCCGGCAACAGCGCCGGCAGACACAUUUUUGGGGGCGCCGGCACAUUUUUUCAGUCAAUUUGGAGAUGUGCCCACGCCGUCUCACUCCCAA